Molecule: messenger RNA, 1545 nt
Organism: Gigantopelta aegis
Lineage: Eukaryota; Metazoa; Mollusca; Gastropoda; Neomphalida; Peltospiridae
Product: fatty acid-binding protein-like
Exons: 4
Coding region: 95-490 (131 amino acids)
Biological process (GO): fatty acid transport
Cellular component (GO): cytosol; nucleus
Molecular function (GO): fatty acid binding
Source: RefSeq, a predicted model, not a curated record
UGCGUUGUUGGUGGUUAGACGAUAACCAAGUGUUCUGCACACACGUUUGUUCUGGUGACUGGGCUUUCAACCAAACGAUAACAUAAUUCUUAACAUGGCUGCUUUUAUAGGAAAAUGGACUUUUGUAUCUGAAGAAAACUUACAAAAAUUUAUGGAAACUGCAGGUGUUCCUGAAGCCUACAUGAAAGACGUAUUGGCAAAUAAGCCACAAGUGGAGAUCAGUAAGGAUGGAGAUACUUACGUUAUGAAGACAACCGCAGGAGAACGUGUCAGAGAGUCACGCCUUAAAGCAGGGGAACAAUUCGAGGGCAUGUCUGUCACCAUGCAGCCAAUGAAAGCCACAGUUACUGUUGAAGAUACCAAAAUGGUUGAGACGCAAACUGUGGGAGAUACCACAAUUACUAUUACUCGCCAAGUGAAUGGAGAUGAGUUGGCAUCGGUUAUGGAAGUGAAAGGUGUUUCUGCAACAGUGAAGUUUAAGAAGGCAUAGAGUCAAUUUAGGACAUACGUUUCGACCUUGUCAUCCUGUGUUAACAAGUCGAACACGUUUACUUCAUUGUUUAACUAUUUAAAGCUGCAUUCUCGAGUUAAUUUUAAUAUUUAAUUAUUUAGAAUAGAUUAUACAGUUUCAUUUUCUUCCCACAGCGUAUCAUUUUUAUUUGUUUAAUUAUUCCUUUUGGCUGGUGUGUCUACGUGUAGGUCACGUAAAAAAAAAAAUAUUCGCUGUACUCAAGGGGAGGGGGGGGGGGGGGGCACCUACAUAUUUAAGUGAAAUAAUGUAUUAAAAUGGCGACGGGGCAUGUUAUCUUAAUAUACAGUAAUAACGAAAACACACGAGUUUAUUACACUGUAAAUAAUGAUCGAUGUUUCACUAGGAGGCGAGAUUGUAGCUUUAAAUUAUUAUUUUAUCUUAAAAUACAUCAUUUGUUAAGUAUAACAGUAUUAUGAAAGUAUUAAUUUUUGUCUGUUUUUCUCUCUCUUUUUUUAACCCGUGGACAAAGGUUCUAUAUACGACAAAUGUCAGAGUUUAUUCUCAGGACAGCCUUGUCAGGAGAUGAACGCGUUAAAGGUGCAUCGUCUUCUAAACACAUUGCACGAUACAACUGGUUCAAAUGUACAGUUUAUUGUUUAGAAUAUUCAUUUCUAUGCAUCCGGUGUAUUCUCGGUUGUCUUAAUAUGUAAAGUAGUCGUGAUGCUGUUUUUUGGGUGUUUUUUUUAGGUGGUUUCAGAAAUGCAUUCUGUUGAACAGUCAUUCACUUUUAUCAUUACUGUUAAUUAUUUAUAUGUAUGAAUUGUAAUGUAUUUAUGUAUAAAACACUGUGAAAUGAUCGGCAAUCUAAAUAAAUAUAUUCGUAUUCAUAUUAAAAUUUACUAUUUCAAGUAAGGAACUCAACUUUAGACAGGAAUUCCCUCGAGUGUAGUAAGGAGACCAUGCACCUUUAAGAACUGUCAGACCACUUGUUGUUUUUCAACUAAUCUUCUCAUUACAUGUUUAAUAAACAUUUGUUGUUGUGCACCACAAAAUUAAAACACAGUUUGUUGUAA